CUAUCCACCGAGCCAAACCGGCUAGGGCCCCAGCCUUGCCCAGGACACGCUGGCGCUGCCGCCAUGCACGCCACCAUGGGCCGCCUGCUGUUCCUGGUCCUGCUGCUCCCGCUGCCCUGCGUCCCCGGCCUGCCCUUCUACAACGGCUUCUACUACUCCAACAGUGCCCACGGCUGGGACCCGGGCCUCAGUGGAGGCCUCUUCAAGGGCGUGACGCUGGUGGUGGAGACGCCCGAGGACGCCCUCCUGUCCCACCGGGGGGCCAACGUGACCCUGCCCUGCCGGUACCACUACGAGCCGGCCCUGGCCUCCCACAGGCCCGUGCGCAUCAAGUGGUGGAAGCUGUCGGAGAACGGGGCCCCGGAGCAGGACGUGCUGGUGGCCGUCGGGCCGAGGCACCGUUCCUUCGGGGACUACCGGGGCCGCGUGCACCUGCGGCCCGAGGGGGAGCGGGACGUGUCGCUGGAGAUCCGGGACUUGCGGCUGGAGGACUCGGGGCACUACCGCUGUGAGGUCAUCGACGGGCUGGAGGACGAGGACGGCGUGCCCGGGGUCCGAAGCUUCGGCUUCCCAGACCCGCAGAGCCGCAAGUAUGGCGUCUACUGUUACCGUCCUCCUCGCUAG
This is a messenger RNA of Myotis davidii, 624 nucleotides long. RefSeq names its product hyaluronan and proteoglycan link protein 3 (gene HAPLN3). NCBI's taxonomy places the organism in Eukaryota, Metazoa, Chordata, Mammalia, Chiroptera, Vespertilionidae. Bases 64 to 624 code for a protein of 186 amino acids. The record is from RefSeq and is a predicted model, not a curated record. The transcript is spliced from 4 exons.